UAAACCCCUGUCAUAUUGAACCCAGGGCAACAGAUAUAUAAAUACAAAUCGCCACGCCGCUACGUCUUCUUCAGCCAUUUAGCUCCAUAGCUGCAGCAUUAGGGUUUUUCAUCUGCUUCAAUGGGGAAGGGAACAGGGAGUUUUGGUAAGAGAAGGAACAAGACUCACACUCUCUGUGUGAGGUGUGGCCGCCGCAGCUUCCAUCUCCAGAAGAGUCGUUGCGCCGCUUGUGCUUUCCCCGCCGCACGCACUAGGAAAUAUAACUGGAGCGUCAAGGCAAUCCGCAGAAAGACCACCGGAACUGGCAGGAUGAGGUACUUGCGUAACGUGCCUCGCCGAUUCAAGAGUGGCUUCAGAGAAGGUACCGAAGCUGCACCUAGGAAGAAGGGAGCAGCUACCACUGCAUAAACCUGUCAAAGAUCGUUGUUUGCUGGGUACGGACUUACAAGAAUAGAUUGCUUUUUUGUGCUUAUGGCAAGUAUUUUGGAACAAUUAUUUUUAGAGUCUGAUUGCUACUUUGUCCUUCAUUUAAUUUGUAGUUGCUUUAUAUUUCAACAAGAUCAUAAGACUUAUUGAUUAUUCAGUCGGCUAUGUUACAUUUAUAGUUUGUGGUUUAAGCAGUUUUCAAUUAGUGAAUACUGGAUAGAAUGAAAGACAUCCCUACCUGGCUAUCCCACAAUACUAUUCUAGGCAUUUGUUAUGAAAUUUGCCAUAGUCAUAACGAGAGAGCUUUAAUUUGUUAUGGGAAGUUAGUUUAGGUAAACCUGGUUUGCUUCCGUUGUGACUGCAUAAACGGUUUUCUUCACUUGUUUCACAAUGUGUAUCCUAAAACCAAUUCUUCUGAUAUAUUCCUCAAGUCAAAGGCAGUUUCUACGUUUC
Messenger RNA from Glycine soja, 879 nucleotides. RefSeq names its product 60S ribosomal protein L37-3-like. The transcript has 4 exons. Gene Ontology annotation, biological process: translation. The coding region runs from base 121 to 408 and encodes 95 amino acids. Gene Ontology annotation, molecular function: structural constituent of ribosome; RNA binding. The record is from RefSeq and is a predicted model, not a curated record. Gene Ontology annotation, cellular component: ribosome; cytosolic large ribosomal subunit. Lineage: Eukaryota; Viridiplantae; Streptophyta; Magnoliopsida; Fabales; Fabaceae.